AUGUCUCUCGGUAUUCUGAGCCACGUCGAUGGGUCGUCGAAGUUCUCCACAGCCGCAGCCUCUGCUAUCUGCGGUGUCUCUGGGCCCAUCGAACCCAAAGCCAGGCAGGAAAUUCCGCAGCAUCUGGCCCUGGACGUAAUCGUGCGGCCAGCUGCGGGCCCGCCGACCACACGCGAGAAGCUGCUUGAAGAUAAGGUACGCGCGACCAUCACACCUGUGGUAGAGACGUUUUUGCAUCCGCGGCAGCUGUGCCAGAUUACGCUGCAGGUACUGAAGUCGGUCGGUCAGCAUGAGCACAUGGAGUUGGCUGUCGCUCUGAACGCGGCCUAUCUUGCGCUGCUGGAUGCAGGGGUGCCACUGCGGGCGGUGUUGAGCGCUGUUUCAAUAGCUGUGAGUACGGAGGGGGAGCUGACGCAGAACCCGAGCCCGGCAGAGCUGCAAGAUGCCCGGAGCGUGUUCACAGCCGCGUUCAGCGUUGCAGACGGCGUGAACACCCUGCUGCUGCUGGAUGGAAACGGAACCUUCGAGGAGUCCACGGUCUCCAAGGUGCUGGAGCUGGCGGAAAAGGAGUGUGUUCGUCUGGCGGGCGAGCUACGCCAUGCGGUGAAGGAAAAGCUAGAAAAGGACUUCAUUUGGAAGAAGUAG
Molecule: messenger RNA, 645 nt
Organism: Eremothecium gossypii ATCC 10895
Lineage: Eukaryota; Fungi; Ascomycota; Saccharomycetes; Saccharomycetales; Saccharomycetaceae
Gene: RRP46
Product: exosome non-catalytic core subunit RRP46
Exons: 1
Coding region: 1-645 (214 amino acids)
Biological process (GO): rRNA catabolic process; nuclear mRNA surveillance; poly(A)-dependent snoRNA 3'-end processing
Cellular component (GO): nuclear exosome (RNase complex); nucleolus; cytoplasmic exosome (RNase complex)
Source: RefSeq, marked provisional